AUGAAAAUAGAGGAGGUUAAAAGUACCACAAAAACCCAGAGGAUCGCUUCUCACAGUCACGUCAAAGGGCUUGGGCUGGACGAGGCCGGGAAUGCUAAACAGACAGCGUGCGGUCUGGUGGGGCAGGAGGCGGCCAGAGAGGCAUGUGGCAUUAUUGUGGAACUCAUCCGAUCUAAAAAGAUGGCAGGAAGGGCAGUUUUACUGGCAGGGCCACCUGGAACAGGAAAGACUGCCCUUGCCUUGGCCGUAGCUCAGGAGUUGGGAAACAAGGUUCCAUUCUGUCCCAUGGUCGGCAGUGAAGUCUACUCAUCAGAAAUUAAAAAAACAGAAGUACUGAUGGAAAAUUUCAGGAGAGCAAUUGGUCUGCGCAUCAAAGAAACUAAAGAGGUGUAUGAAGGGGAGGUGACAGAGCUGACCCCUUGUGAGACUGAGAAUCCAAUGGGUGGCUACGGGAAAACCAUCAGCCAUGUCAUCAUCGGUCUGAAGACAGGCAAAGGCACCAAGCAGCUCAAGCUUGAUCCCAGUAUUUAUGAGAGUCUCCAGAAGGAGCGUGUGGAAGUGGGGGACGUCAUCUACAUCGAAGCUAACAGUGGAGCUGUGAAGCGGCAAGGCCGAUGUGACACUUUUGCAACAGAGUUUGACCUUGAGGCGGAGGAGUACGUCCCACUCCCCAAAGGCGACGUCCACAAAAAGAAGGAGAUCGUACAAGACGUCACACUGCAUGACCUGGACGUAGCAAAUGCCCGACCGCAGGGUGGCCAGGACAUCCUUUCUAUGAUGGGACAACUGAUGAAGCCUAAGAAGACAGAAAUCACAGAUAAGCUGCGUGCAGAAAUCAACAAAGUGGUGAACCGUUACAUCGACCAGGGCACAGCUGAGCUCGUCCCCGGCGUGCUGUUCGUGGACGAGGUGCACAUGCUGGACAUAGAGUGCUUCACGUAUCUCCACCGAGCGCUGGAGAGCACCAUCGCACCCAUCGUCGUAUUUGCCUCCAACAGAGGGAACUGCCUGAUCAGGGGAACGGAGGACAUCAGCUCUCCACACGGGAUCCCGCUGGACCUACUGGACAGAGUCAUGAUAAUCCGCACCAUGCUCUACACACCGCAGGAGAUGAAGCAGAUCAUCAAGAUCCGUGCUCAGACUGAGGGGAUCAGCAUCAGCGAGGAGGCGCUGACACACUUGGCAGAGAUCGGAACCAAGACAACCCUCAGGUACGCUGUGCAGCUGCUGACUCCAGCCAGCCUGCUGGGCCGCGUUCAGGGAAAAGAAACGGUGGAGCGGGAGCAAGUGGAGGAGAUCAACGAGCUGUUCUACGACGCCAAGUCGUCAGCCAAAAUCCUUCAAGACCAGCAUCACAAGUUUAUGAAAUAACUGGAUUUCCUCUCUUUAUUGUUCGACUGCAGCACCUGAGAUGUUUUCAGCUGGUUGGUUCCUCUCAUUCUUCAUUUCUUGCCCUGUUUAAUCUCCACUGUAGCUCAGUCCAGUGUUCUUGCCUCGGCCUGAGGCUGUAAUAGCUCAGACAUUUUCUUUCAUUGUGUUUGAUAUUUUUUUGAAUAAAGAGGAAAAUACAAAUUG
Molecule: messenger RNA, 1575 nt
Organism: Salarias fasciatus (jewelled blenny)
Lineage: Eukaryota; Metazoa; Chordata; Actinopteri; Blenniiformes; Blenniidae
Gene: ruvbl1
Product: RuvB-like AAA ATPase 1
Exons: 11
Coding region: 1-1371 (456 amino acids)
Molecular function (GO): ATP-dependent activity, acting on DNA; ATP hydrolysis activity; ATP binding
Source: RefSeq, a predicted model, not a curated record